Molecule: messenger RNA, 933 nt
Organism: Trametes versicolor FP-101664 SS1
Lineage: Eukaryota; Fungi; Basidiomycota; Agaricomycetes; Polyporales; Polyporaceae
Product: WD40 repeat-like protein
Exons: 11
Coding region: 1-933 (310 amino acids)
Biological process (GO): regulation of actin cytoskeleton organization; TOR signaling
Cellular component (GO): TORC1 complex; TORC2 complex
Molecular function (GO): protein binding
Source: RefSeq, a predicted model, not a curated record
AUGUCCGUCAUUCUCGUCACCGGCUCGUAUGACCAUGAAAUCCGUUUCUGGGAAGCCUGGAGUGGCAUAUGCUCCCGCACCAUCCCCCGCGUCGGGGAAUCUGGACAAGUCAACCGCCUAGCGAUAUCUCCGGACAAACGCCUACUAGCGGCCGCCAUCCACAAGAAGGCAUACAUCUACGAGAUUGCGGCUGCACCCUCCGCGGGACCGAUUGCGAUAUUCGAAGGCCACAACGGUAACAUCACCGCCGUCUGCUUCCACAGCGAAGGGAAGUGGCUGGUAACGGGAAGCGAGGAUGGGACGAUCAAGAUUUGGGAUCUACGGAGCAACAGCCAUCUCCACCGUAAUUACGAUAAUGAAGCACCCGUUAACGACGUCGUAGUGCACCCAAAUCAAGGGGAGUUGAUUUCGUGCGACCAGGCCGGGAGGAUAAAGCAGUGGGAUUUAUCGGAGAAUAUCUGCACACACGAGCUGACUCCCGGGGGUGAUACUCCGAUGCGCUCUAUCAGCCUUGCCUCCGAUGGCUCCUGCCUCGUCGCGGGAAGCGGGAAAUGCUACGUCUGGAAAAUCAACGAGGAACGAUCUGAUCUGCCCAGAUUCCAGGCCGUGACAAUGUUCCAAGCGCACAACAAGUACCUCACUCGGCUCCUCUUAAGCCCUGACGUAAAGUUUCUCGCGACCUGUUCUGCCGACACGACCAUCAAGAUCUGGUCAAUAACGCCCAACUACGAAUUUAAAUUGGAAAAGACUUUGCAGGGGCACCAACGGUGGGUAUGGGACUGCGCGUUCAGUGCGGACUCGGCGUACUUGGUGACCGCCUCCUCGGACCACACUGCGCGACUAUGGGACAUGUCGACCGGAGAGACCGUACGACAAUACAACGGACAUCAGAAGGCGGCCGUGUGUUGCGCAUUGCACGAUGGGGCUGGUUAG